This is a messenger RNA of Lepidothrix coronata (blue-crowned manakin), 2327 nucleotides long. RefSeq names its product Wnt family member 7A (gene WNT7A). NCBI's taxonomy places the organism in Eukaryota, Metazoa, Chordata, Aves, Passeriformes, Pipridae. The record is from RefSeq and is a predicted model, not a curated record. Gene Ontology annotation, molecular function: frizzled binding; cytokine activity. The transcript has 4 exons. Bases 217 to 1266 code for a protein of 349 amino acids. Gene Ontology annotation, cellular component: extracellular region. Gene Ontology annotation, biological process: neuron differentiation; canonical Wnt signaling pathway; cell fate commitment.
GGAGCGGGGGAGCCCCGGCGGGGCCAUGGUGAGAGGCGGCGGGGGCUCGGCGCGGAGCGGCGGGCGGUGCGGGGCGCGGCGGGGGCUGCCCCGCUCGGCCGGGCGGCCGUGACCGCGGCACCGCCAGCGACGGACCGGCACGGCACGGCACGGAACGGCCCCGAGCGCGCCGGGCAUCGUUUCGCGUGUUGGUCUGAGCCACGGCAAGCAAGGAAUAUGAACAGGAAAACAAGGCGCUGGAUCUUCCACAUCUUCCUGAGCCUGGGGAUUGUGUAUAUCAAGAUUGGGGGUUUUUCCUCGGUGGUGGCUCUGGGAGCGAGCAUCAUCUGUAACAAGAUCCCGGGGCUCGCCCCCCGGCAGCGGGCGAUCUGCCAGAGCAGGCCCGACGCGAUCAUCGUCAUCGGGGAGGGGUCCCAAAUGGGCAUCAACGAGUGCCAGUUCCAGUUCCGCAACGGGCGCUGGAACUGCUCUGCCCUGGGAGAGAGGACCGUCUUCGGGAAGGAGCUCAAAGUGGGGAGCAGAGAGGCCGCGUUCACCUACGCCAUCAUCGCGGCCGGGGUGGCACAUGCCAUCACUGCUGCCUGCACGCAGGGCAACCUGAGUGACUGUGGCUGUGACAAGGAGAAACAGGGACAGUACCACAAAGAGGAAGGCUGGAAGUGGGGAGGCUGCUCCGCUGACAUCCGAUACGGGAUCGGAUUCGCCAAGGUCUUUGUGGACGCCCGGGAGAUCAAACAAAACGCCAGGACGCUCAUGAACCUGCACAACAACGAGGCCGGGAGGAAGAUUCUGGAAGAAAACAUGAAGUUAGAGUGCAAGUGCCACGGGGUCUCAGGAUCCUGUACCACUAAAACAUGCUGGACAACCCUGCCCAAAUUCCGGGAGCUGGGCUACAUCCUGAAGGACAAGUACAACGAGGCCGUUCAGGUGGAGCCCGUGCGGGCGAGUCGCAACAAGCGCCCGACCUUCCUCAAAAUCAAGAAGCCCCUUUCCUACCGCAAACCCAUGGAUACAGACUUGGUGUACAUAGAGAAAUCCCCCAACUAUUGUGAAGAAGACCCUGUCACUGGCAGCGUGGGCACACAGGGCAGGAUGUGCAACAAGACAGCCCAGCAGUCCAACGGCUGCGACCUGAUGUGCUGCGGCCGGGGGUACAACACCCACCAGUACUCGCGGGUGUGGCAGUGCAACUGCAAGUUCCACUGGUGCUGCUACGUCAAGUGCAACACGUGCAGCGAGAGAACAGAGGUCUAUACCUGUAAGUGAGCACGUGGGCACGGCCCUGGCCACGGAUACCUUUGCACAUGCACUCAGCGGACCUACACGAGACUGUAGGGCAGACCUGCUCUCCCAGAAGAACUGCUGGUGAACGGAGGCCCCUCGUUUCUUCUCACGUUUCAUCGCUUAUGUGGAUACACAUUUCAGACUCAUAAAGUCAGCCAAGAAAGAAAAACAAACAAACCCCACCCUGAGCCACCUGACACAUAAAAGAGAGAGAAAAAGAUCAUCUCGGUUAACCUGCACCUCUAAAGGAAGAAGCAUUGUGGAGACACACCAGUCAGGGAGACAUCUCUGAGGGUGGCAACUGACUCCUGGUUUGGAAAAGAGAUGGUCAAAUAUAAGGAGCAGGGAGGGAUAGGGGAGAAAUCCCCCCAAAAGGGCUUUGCACAGGAUGGGAUGGACAGAGCCCCACCGUGAACGGCCCGUGUGAGCCUGUGGAUGACACAGGUUUUGGCUUCCACACUCGUGAAAAGCUUCUGCUGGUCUUGCCCAUCUUUCCCCUUCAUCCCCCUUGCCACAGCGAGUAGAACUGCUGAAGGUUUCUGUAAACACUGCUUUACCUGCCUUUUUCGUGUGUGUGUGUGCUGCAGAUUUUAGCACAGGGAUUUGGGACACUCGGGCAUAAUAAUAGCAAUAUUUAACAAUUUAUUCAGAUAAAACUAAUAUUAAUUUAUUUAAUUAAAAAAGGACUCUACCAACCUUUGGGGAACUAUUCUGCAAUUAAAGUAGAUAGCUGGCUUUCUUUGUGGAAUAAUUUUGUAGGAACAGCAAGGAAAGAACUGGAGCUGUACAUAUUAUUCUUAACUAGGAUAUUUCUAUUAGUUGGACUUGCAGGAUAUGUUCUACAGUACUAGAUGUUUAAGUACAAAAGCUGGCAUCUUUAUAUAUAUGUACAUACACAAACACUGUUGUUUUUGGGGUUUUUGUUUGUUUGUUCGUUUUCUCCUGUUUGCUGCUAGUUGUCUGGAACAAAAGUCGAGUGGUAGGGGUUACAAAUCUUUACCAGGCUUUGUGGUUAUUUUUUUUUUCUUCGAUUAAAGAAAGAA